Medioppia subpectinata is the source of this 939-nucleotide messenger RNA. NCBI's taxonomy places the organism in Eukaryota, Metazoa, Arthropoda, Arachnida, Sarcoptiformes, Oppiidae. The record is from the annotation of a GenBank genome assembly.
AAUGACUUAAAGAUAGACUUCAAAACUCAAUUUAAACGAAUGGAUACUAUAUAUGAUAAUAACGUUGUGAUUGUGACCACAGAAGAAGAUAAUCACUAUAUCUUGGGUUCAAAUGACAAUCAAAUGACAUUUAUUCCGAUUGAGUCGACAUUUUGCGAGUCUUUGUUUGACAUUUUUGCCAAAUUCUGUGGUUUUGACACAAGUUUUGAGACAAUUAUGAACAAAAUUGAAACCAUUAUUGAAACCAAGAGUAGAUCCAUCGCAUCCAUUGCUUCCGAAUCCCUAAAUAGUUUAGAUUAUGACAUGAAUAGCGAUAUUAUGGCCGCCGAAGAAGACGACGACGAGGUUUACUACUCGACAGAUGAAGAAGAGAUUUGUCAACCAUAUCAACCACUAUCACCACUGGAUCUUCAUUUCUUUGAUCCCAUUCUUCAGCAAAGUUCUGAUGAUAACAAUAAUGAAGAAAUAGUUGACAAACGCUUGUCUGAAUCGACCGCCGAUUCAAAUGAGAGUAAACCAUUGAAUGUCUGCACCGAACCAUUGGUUAAUAUAUCGUUGGAAAGUGAAUGCCCAGAGACUACCACUCAUCAGAAUGGAUGUGAUAUCGGAUCAAUUGAGUCGAAGAGCGAUAUUGUCGACACUCGUGAUCAUUCUAUUCGUAUUUUUCACAACCAUUUGGUCGACGCUUUCAAUAAUCAAUUGGAAUCCGAUAUUCGGUUUAAAGUGGAAAAUCAAUUCAUAUAUUGCGAUAAAACAAUACUUAAGAUACGGAACCAAUUGUUUUGGGAUAUUUGCGAACAAAAUAUGUUUAAUGAAAACCAAAUCAAUAUCAAUGCCUACUCUUAUGAGGCAUUCAAUGCACUUCUAAUGUAUUUUUACGGAUUACAACCCGAAGUGAAUGACCACAACUGUUCUCAACUGUUAAAGUUGGCCAAAGAG